Molecule: messenger RNA, 613 nt
Organism: Dreissena polymorpha
Lineage: Eukaryota; Metazoa; Mollusca; Bivalvia; Myida; Dreissenidae
Exons: 4
Coding region: 38-613 (191 amino acids)
Source: RefSeq, a predicted model, not a curated record
ACUUCAAACAUUUCAUAUUUUCUUCCUUGUUUCAUUUAUGUACGUGUUAGUGUUCUGCACCACAACAAGGGGAAAUAAAAUGAGGUGGCAUGGACUACUUGGAUUGUUCCUACUGUUUAAACAGUCGACUAAAGCUGAACAAUACAUUGUUAGCAAUGACUCAAACCCAUGGCUUCUAUCAUCUUGCGAUCUUGCGGAACCAAGGCUAGUUUACAAGAAUACUCAUUUUGAGGUUGCUGAAGAAAUUGGUGUUUUAUCAAACAAUACGGAAGCUUGGAUAGGAUACGUUUCAGUGAAAGUUCCAUAUUUUUUUCACGGUUGUGCACAAGUGCAAACUACUGAAACGUACAGUGUAGCAAGGAUUGGCUACUGCCAGAACCAGUGCGGGCAUAACAGACCAUUUGGAAUAAAAGCGCAAAAUGGCGAAGAUAUCUUAAACCCUACAUCGCUAAUAGACUGCAUUUGUUUCUAUACCUCUGUACCUGAAAUCCUGUUUGGACAUUUCGACAACGACAAAAAGAAUCGUUUUGAAAAAGACGGUUAUGCCAUCUUUACUCAAAUCAGUCGUAAGUACACAGACACUUCACAAAAUAAUACAUCCAUAAAUACGUAA